GUGUCGCUCUGCUUCCUCUGGGAUUCGGUCCAAUUUGGACGCGCGUCUCAGUACAAAGCUUGGUGCGCGCUCCCGUAGCGGCAGGAAACAUGGCGGCGCUCAUGUCACUCGCCCAGCUCUCGAGUGGAAGCCCUGUGUAUGAUAGCUAUUACAGACAGGUGGAUCGUGGAGGCACAGGUAGAGUGGGGCCUGCUGAAGGGGCUCUUUUCCUGAAGAAGUCAGGGCUCUCAGAUUCCACCCUGGGAAAGAUCUGGGAACUGGCAGAUCCUGAUGGAAAAGGCUACCUGGACAAACAGGGCUUCUUUGUGGCUCUGCGGCUGGUCUCCUGCGCCCAGAAUGGCCGAGACGUCAGCAUCGCCAGCCUCAAGCUGCCCCUCGCGCCCCCCAAAUUUAGUGACACGAGCAGCCCCUCGCUGAGCACUACCUCAUCCACCGACUCCCAUUGGGCCGUCAGGGUGGAGGAGCGGGGGAAGUUUGAGGGCGUGUUUGAGAGCCUCUCCCCGGUGAACGGCCUGCUCUCAGGGGAGAAGGUGAAGCCUGUGCUCAUCAACUCUAACCUACCCCUGGAUGUGCUGGGGAGGAUUUGGGACCUCAGUGACAUUGAUAAAGAUGGACACUUGGACACAGAUGAGUUUGCAGUGGCGAUGCACUUGGUGUACCGUGCUCGGGAGCUGGAGCCUGUUCCCUCGUCCCUGCCCGCCUCCCUCAUCCCCCCCUCCAAGAGGAAGAAGCCGGGGGGGUCUCUGCCGGGCUCUGUGCCCGUCCUGCCCCCCCCUCACAGAGAGAGCGUGCGGUCCCCCCUCACCCACGCCAGCGCCAGCGCCGGGACCCUGUCCCCCAAACCCAGCCUCGACCCCCCCCAGCCUGCAGUGAGCUGGGUGGUCCCGGUGGCAGAUAGGGGGCGCUAUGAUGAACUCUUCCUGAAGCUGGACUCUGACCUGGACGGGCUGGUGGGGGGGGGCGAGGUGAAGGAGGUGUUCCUGCAGUCCGGCCUCUCCCAGGCCCUGCUGGCACACAUAUGGACUCUGGCGGACACCAGGCAGAAGGGGAAGCUAACGCGGGAGCAGUUCUCUCUGGCCAUGCACCUGGUUCAGCAGAAGGUGAAGAAGGGCCUGGAGCCCCCCCAGGCCCUGACCCCCGACAUGCUGCCCCCGUCCGACAGGGCCGCCCCACUGCCUGUCCACUCCAGCUCUCUGGGUUCGGUGGAGUUCACUGGAGUGAAAGAGCUGGAUGACAUCAGCCAGGAGAUCGCAGAGCUACAGAGAGAGAAGUUUGCCCUCGAGCAGGAGAUUCGGGAGAAAGAGGAAGCUAUCAGAAUGAAGAAUAACGACGUUCAGGUGAUGCAGGGCGCUCUGGAGCGGGAGGGCAGUGGUCUGCAGAACCUGGCCUCGCAGAAGCAGGAUGCCCAGGGCCGGCUGGAGGAGAUGGACCAGCAGAAGUCCAAACUGGAGUCCAUGCUGGGCGACGUGCAGCUCAAGUGCCAAGAGGAGUCUCAGCUGAUCUCCUCAGCGCAGGGGCAGAUAGAGACGCAGGAGGCAGGCCAGAAGAGCCAGGAGGAGGAGCUGAGCCGGGCCAAAUCGGACCUGGCCCGUCUGCAGCAGGAGGAGGUGCAGCUGGAACAGAGCAUCCAGGCCGGGCAGAGCCAGCUCCACACCAUCGGCCGCUCGCUCCGGGUCACCCAGGACGAGAUCACCCAGGCUCGCAGCAGACUGGCCCAGAUCAGGGACAGCCAGGAGGAAGUGACAACGCAGCAUCGAGCAGUGCAACGCCGUGCUGAACGGAGGGAGCCUGAGCGACAUGGAGGACUCGUUUAAGACGAAGGCAUCAUCGUCAUCGUCAGUGUUUGGAAGCCACAGCCUGGAGCUGUCAGCAGAUCCCUUCCACUCCGAUGACCCCUUCAAAUCCGACCCCUUCAAAGGUGCCUAGCCCCGCCUCUAUUCCUGCAGGGGUUUAUACCAAUCUCAUGUUUUAGCCAUACGCACACACAUACGCAUGCACGCACGCACUCUCUCUCACACACACGCACGCACGCACGCACACACGCACUCUCUCACACACACACACACACACACACACACACACACACUAGCGCACACACACACUCACACACACACACUAGCGCACACACACUCACACACACACACACACUAGCGCACACACACACUAGCGCGCACGCACUCUCUCUCACACACACACACACACACACGCACACACGCACUCUCUCACAC
Messenger RNA from Conger conger (European conger), 2228 nucleotides. RefSeq names its product epidermal growth factor receptor substrate 15-like 1. The transcript is spliced from 17 exons. The record is from RefSeq and is a predicted model, not a curated record. Gene Ontology annotation, molecular function: calcium ion binding; cadherin binding. Gene Ontology annotation, cellular component: clathrin coat of coated pit; cytoplasm; plasma membrane. Lineage: Eukaryota; Metazoa; Chordata; Actinopteri; Anguilliformes; Congridae. Gene Ontology annotation, biological process: endocytosis; endosomal transport. The coding region runs from base 90 to 1814 and encodes 574 amino acids.